AGAAGAUUCGAGAGAUUUGUGGAACGUACGCGUUCUCGAACUCUCUCAACUGGACGCAUAUAAAUAAGCGUAACGCACGCGCAAGUUUACGCGUCUCUCAAAGUGACAGUUGAGGAGAAAAAUCUCACAGCUUUCGUCAGGAGAACCGCCUAAUCUAAUUCACUUUAACAAAUCAUUAAAGAUGCCGGAGGCGCACGACCAGCCGAUGGAGGACGAGGAGGCCGAGACCUUCGCUUUCCAGGCUGAGAUCGCUCAGCUCAUGUCUCUGAUCAUCAACACCUUCUACUCCAACAAAGAGAUCUUCCUCAGAGAGCUCAUCUCCAACUCUUCAGAUGCUUUGGACAAAAUCCGCUAUGAAAGUCUCACAGACCCGAGCAAGCUGGACUCAGGAAAAGACCUCAAAAUCGAAAUCAUUCCCAACAAACAAGAGCGCACACUCACGAUCAUUGAUACCGGCAUCGGCAUGACCAAAGCGGACCUCAUUAAUAACCUGGGCACCAUCGCCAAAUCCGGCACCAAGGCCUUCAUGGAGGCCCUUCAGGCUGGAGCCGACAUUUCAAUGAUUGGUCAGUUCGGUGUGGGCUUCUACUCCGCGUACCUGGUGGCCGAGAAAGUCACGGUCAUCACCAAACACUUAGAUGACGAGCAGUACGCAUGGGAGUCGUCCGCAGGCGGAUCCUUCACCGUUAAAGUGGACACCUCCGAGCCGAUGGGCCGCGGCACUAAGGUGAUCCUGCAUCUGAAGGAGGAUCAGAUGGAGUACAUCGAGGAGCGGCGGGUCAAAGAGAUCGUGAAGAAGCACUCGCAGUUCAUUGGCUACCCCAUCACGCUCUUCGUCGAGAAGGAGCGUGACAAGGAGGUGAGCGAUGAUGAAGAGGCGGAGGAAGAGGAGAAGAAAGAGGAAGAGGAGGGCGAGAAGGACGAGGACAAGCCCGAGAUCGAAGACGUGGGCUCAGACGACGAGGACCACGAUGACAAGUGCUCCGACAAGAAGAAGAAGAAGAAGAAGAUCAAGGAGAAGUACAUCGACCAGGAGGAGCUCAACAAGACCAAACCCCUGUGGACACGCAACCCCGAUGACAUCACCAACGAGGAGUACGGCGAGUUCUACAAGAGCCUGACCAACGACUGGGAGGAUCACCUGGCCGUCAAGCACUUUUCUGUGGAAGGUCAGCUGGAGUUUCGCGCGCUGCUCUUCAUUCCUCGUCGAGCUCCAUUCGACCUCUUCGAGAACAAGAAGAAGAAGAAUAACAUCAAGCUGUACGUGCGCAGGGUCUUUAUCAUGGACAACUGUGACGAGCUCAUCCCAGAGUACCUCAACUUCAUCAAGGGUGUCGUGGACUCUGAGGAUCUGCCGCUGAACAUCUCCAGAGAGAUGCUUCAACAGAGCAAGAUCCUGAAAGUCAUCCGCAAGAACCUGGUCAAGAAGUGUCUGGAUCUCUUCACCGAACUGGCCGACGACAAAGACAACUACAAGAAGCUUUACGAGCACUUCUCCAAGAACAUCAAGCUGGGCAUCCAUGAAGACUCUCAGAACAGGAAGAAGUUGUCAGAAUUGCUUCGCUACUACACAUCCGCUUCUGGAGACGAGAUGGUUUCCCUCAAAGACUACGUCACGCGCAUGAAGGACACGCAGAAGCACAUCUACUACAUCACCGGCGAGACCAAAGACCAGGUGGCGAACUCGGCCUUCGUGGAGCGUCUGCGCAAAGCCGGCCUGGAGGUGAUCUACAUGAUCGAGCCCAUCGACGAAUACUGCGUUCAGCAGCUGAAGGACUUCGAGGGCAAGAACCUGGUGUCCGUGACCAAAGAGGGUCUGGAGCUUCCCGAGGACGAGGAGGAGAAGAAGAAGCAGGAGGAGAAGAAGGCCAAGUUCGAAACCCUGUGCAAGAUCAUGAAGGACAUCCUGGAGAAGAAGGUUGAGAAGGUCACCGUCUCGAACCGUCUGGUGUCUUCGCCUUGUUGCAUCGUCACAAGCACGUACGGCUGGACGGCCAACAUGGAGAGGAUCAUGAAGGCUCAGGCUCUGAGAGACAACUCCACCAUGGGCUACAUGGCCGCCAAGAAGCACCUGGAAAUCAACCCGGACCAUCCCAUCGUCGAGACCCUGCGGAUAAAGGCAGAAGCCGACAAGAACGACAAAUCGGUGAAGGAUCUGGUGAUCCUGCUGUUCGAGACGGCGCUGCUCUCCUCGGGCUUCACGCUGGACGACCCGCAGACGCACUCCAACCGCAUCUACAGGAUGAUCAAACUCGGCUUAGGCAUCGACGAGGACGAUGUUCCCACAGAAGAGGCGAGUUCAGCUCCGGCCGAGGAGAUGCCGGUGCUCGAGGGAGACGACGACGCCUCACGCAUGGAGGAGGUCGACUGAACACGCAUGAACAAUGAUUAUAUAA
Molecule: messenger RNA, 2396 nt
Organism: Rhinichthys klamathensis goyatoka
Lineage: Eukaryota; Metazoa; Chordata; Actinopteri; Cypriniformes; Leuciscidae
Gene: hsp90aa1.2
Product: heat shock protein 90, alpha (cytosolic), class A member 1, tandem duplicate 2
Exons: 11
Coding region: 182-2371 (729 amino acids)
Biological process (GO): protein stabilization; cellular response to heat; protein folding
Cellular component (GO): cytosol; neuronal cell body; perinuclear region of cytoplasm
Molecular function (GO): ATP-dependent protein folding chaperone; ATP binding; disordered domain specific binding
Source: RefSeq, a predicted model, not a curated record